GCGAUGCACUAGAUGCGCGGCGCAUGGUUCUUGAUGUAACGCGUUUAAUGUUUCGUGGUUACAUAGUUUCAUUUUAUUUCCGAUUUCCUUCGGUACGUCCAGGUACGUCGAAAGGCAGGAAUAAGUUUCGAGUGUCAUCGCGAUACUAUUCGCAGCUCACCGUAGAUUGUCAUAAGUUGCUAUUAGUGAACGGAGCGAUAAACAAUAAAUGAAACGAAGCGACAUGGCUCGGUCGCUGACUAGAACCCAUCGACGAUCAUCGUAUAACGCGUAACACGUACUGCGUUAAAUCGCAGCCGCACGUUGUCCGUAGGCAGGCAGUUGGACAGUCAGAUACGGUGAGAAGCGGCCAACGAUAUGAAAGUGGGGAGUACGCGAGUACUUGUCUCUCGUCUUCGCACAGUAUUAUGAUCCACUGAUAGUACGCCACAAGCCAACGGAAGCUUUCCUAAUAUACGUCCUAUACGUCGUUUUUUAAGUAGCAACAAUGUCGGUACACUACAAAUUUAAAUCUACUUUGGACUAUGACACAGUAUCGUUUGAUGGACUGCAUAUUUCAGUGGCAGACUUGAAAAAGGCCAUAUUUCAUCAAAAACGUAUUGGAAAAAAUACAGAUUUUGAUCUGCAAAUUACAAAUGCACAAACAAAAGAAGAUUAUACGGAUGAUAAUGCAUUAAUUGCGAAAAAUACCAGUCUUAUUGUGGCCAGAGUUCCUUUGACGGUACAACAAAAACGUUCUUGGGAUAGAAAUGAAACUCCUCCGUUUAGUAAUAUAAAAGAUGAAGCUAAUUUAGGCAGAGCUGUAGAUCUCACAAGAUUAGAUGGCUCUGAAGAGGAUAAGAUUCGUGCGAUGAUGACGCAAUCGACUCAAGACUACGAUCCAUCAAAUUAUAUGAAAAUUCGUGGAGCCAAUCAGACUGGUGAUGUACCUGCAAAUUACCGUUGUUACAAAUGUCAUCAGCCAGGACAUUGGAUAAAAAAUUGUCCACUGGGCACAAAUCAAGAGCCAAUUGAAAUUAAGAAAAGCACAGGUAUUCCUAGAAGUUUUAUGGUACCAGUCGAAGGACCUUUGGUGCCUGGUGCUAUGAUGACACCUACGGGACACUAUGCUGUUCCUGCUAUUGAUCAUCAAGCUUAUAAGGAAGGUAAGAAGGAACGACCACCAUUUUCGCAAGAUCCAGAACCUGUAGCAGAAAAGCCAGAGAUACCAGAGGAUUUGUUAUGCAAUAUCUGCAAAGAUCUUUUAACGGAUGCAGUGAUGAUUCCAUGUUGCGGAAAUUCUUUUUGUGACGAAUGUAUUCGCACAUUUUUGUUAGAAUCCGAAGAACACGAAUGUCCAGAUUGUAAUGAGAAAGAUGUAUCACCGGAAACUCUUAUACCAAAUCGAUUUCUACGUAAUGCAGUAAUGAAUUUUAAGAAUGAAACUGGUUAUGCCAAAAGACAAACGUAUCGGCCUCCCAUUCAAAGUGUUGGACAAACUAGUGCAACGACCGAUCAGUUAAAAAUUGAAACGCAGCAAGUUGCGAGUCACACACCUCAGGCUAAAACUGUACAAUCGUCCGCUGCUCAAAAUACACCAUCGCAAGAACCUAUGGAAUUGCAAUCUAUUGAUCUUGAAUCUGCUUCGCAACACUUUCCAUCCAACAAUUCUGGUUCACAGUCACAAUCGUCAACCACUCUACCUGAACCUACUUCAGAGUCACACUUGCAAAGUGACUCGGUAACAAAAUUAACAACUGACGAGGAAACUGAGGUGCCUCCUCCUCCAGGAACAGAGCCUCUACUUCCGAUUCCUGCUCUCGUGAGUUCACCAGAGAGAGAACAACGCGAGCGAAGCGAUCCUUCCUCUCGCGAUAAGAAAGAACGGGACAAUGAAUAUUCGGGAGAACGUCAAUCAAGAGAACGUCGACCAAGUUUCAGCAGGGAUGGACAUCGUGACAGAAGUGGAGAGCGUGGUCGUAGAAUUGAGAAUUUACGGCCAUUGAAUCGCAACCGAAAUCGAUCCCUGUCGCCCAGGCACUCCCAGCACGGCGAGUAUCCAUCCUCGAGUGCAGUUUUACCACACUUGAUGAACCCACCUCCUUCUAAGGGCUAUCAAGGUCAUUUAGCUGACGAUGGACAUUAUCCACCUACUAUGCAUUAUGACAGUGGAAUACGUAGAUCUAACGAAGAUCGUGCGGGCACUCCAACGGUCGACGAACCCCAUUUGCACGUCCCCUCAUCUGGCAAUCAACCACCAUUGCUGCCUUUUCCACCGGGCGAAGAGCGUAUUCCGCCACCAAAUUACAAUCAGCCACCACCAAACGUACCUCCGCAUAAUCCUCCGCUUUUGCCGGAUCCAUACAUGAGUCAUCGAAUGCCGAUAUAUCCUCAUCAGCAGGGAUCGCAUUACGGACCGCCGAGAUAUGAUAGACCUCCUUAUCAACAACAAGGAUAUCGGCCAUCUCAGCCACCCCGAAACUAUAGCGGGCCACCGAGACUUAUGAGAGGGCUACACCAUAUUGGAUAUAGAAAUCUGCAGCCACCGCCACCUGGACUAGGUAGAAAUAUACACAAUGGGAAUCCACCUGGAAUCAUUGACGAUCCAUUAGAAGCAUUCCAGCGAAUGCUCAGAGAGAAGGACGAAAGAGAUCGGCGUUUAGGAAAGCAUAGAAGAAGAAGUAGAACGCGAUCUCGAUCGCGUAGCUACAGUCGAUCCAGAUCACGUUCCUUUGGUCGUAGAUCACCUUUUGCAUCUCGUAUCAGUCGGUCUCGCAGUCCGCCGAAACGAAGAUCAACGAGAUCUCCGUUACCUCUCCGACCUCGUAGUCGUACCCCAAAACGUAGAUCAAGAAGUGGUAGCUUUUCAAUCAGCAGAUCUAGAUCGUAUUCCCGCAGCCAGUCGCCGAGACUAUCCCCGUCGAGAGACAGAGAUCGGGAGAGAGACAGGGAAAGAGAUCGUGAUCGCGAUCGAGACCGUGAUCGCGAUCGCGAUCGCGAUCGCGAUCGUGACAGGGAUCGCGAGCGCGAGCGAGACCGAGAUCGUGAUUUACUACCUAGAUAUCGAUCGCCAAUCAGAUCACCUCCGAGAUUUCAAAGAGAAAGGGAUCGCGAGAGGGACAGACCGCGAUCGCGUGAGCCUCGAGAUGGUUACAACACUUACUAUGGCGAUUCGCCAGCUCACGAUUAUUCAUUUCGUGAACGCGAUUUACCAUCUAGAGAGAGACCGCUGCCGAGAUAUCCCAUAGGAAGAAAUCAGCCGUCCCAACACAAUAUACCGCCGUUGAUGCCGCAUCUAGUCACUGGAGGUCAUCCACCACCACCGCUUAUGUCAUUGGGACCUUCACCUACGGACAGGAAAGACUAUUAUGAUUCCUACAACAGAUAUUCCGGAGCUCCGCCUCCUCAGCGUUUUAGCAGUCCUCUGAGAGAUUCUUCGUCACAUAAGCGAUUCGACGACGUAGCACCGCCUGGUACUGAAGGCUACUACGAUCUCUCACCACCGGGAGUCGAACAUUCCGAGAGAUCGAGGGACGAUCGCGAGAGGCAGCGCUCCUUGAGGGAUCAGGAAGAUCGAGAGCAUUCAUCCAAGGAUCGUGAUAAUGACGAACGUGAUAGAUUGAGAGAUGAUAGGGGUCGCGAACGUGAGGAUCGUAUGCGCGAGAGGGAAGACAGAGACCGCAGAGUUGUAAACAGAGAUCGCGAGGAUCGCGACAGGCAAGUUCCGCCUAGAGAACACGAAGAUAGGAUACGAGAGAAAGACGAACGCGAUAGAAGAGAAAAGGAGAAGGAACGAGACGACAGACACAUUCGUGAGCGCCGAGAUGACGAUAGGCAUGUCGAGAAGAAAGAUUAUGACAAAGAUCGUUACAGAGAUGAUCGAGAUCGCCAUAGGCAAGACGAUAAGAAUCGGUUGCGAGAGAAGGAGAGACGUGAACGCGAAUAUGAGUCUGAAAAGGAUAGAGAUCGUCACGAACGAUAUGAGAGACGUUCGAUGGAGCGGAAAAAGAGCAGAAAAAGCUCAAGUCCAUAUUCACAGAAAUCCAGGGGCGAUCCUAAAGAUUUGUCGCCAGAACGAAGUACGAAGAAGAAGGAAAAGGAUCACGAGGAAAAGGUGGAAGAGAAGAAGAAGGAAAAGAAGAUAAAAGAGAAGAAGAAGAAGAAGGAUAGUGAUGAGAAAGAAAAGAAGAAGAAGAAGAAAAAGGACAAGAAAUCCAAUCAGAAAGAAGCAGCAGUCAAGGAUGAUCCGAUGAUCAAGACGAUGGAGACCGACGAUCUGCUGGCUGAGAAUAAAACAAACAAUGACACUUUAUCUACUUUAUCUUCGCCGCUCAACAAGACCGACUGUGUAAAGAUGUGUAACGAGGAAAGUAUUAUGCAAAACAGAAUCGAAUGUAUGUCCAAUCAAGUAUCUAACGCUCCGGUCAAGGAGGAAUUCGAAGAUAAGUCUCUGGCGAUGAAUCCGGAACCACCGGAAUUCAAUGCACCCAGUCCUGGUAGUGGUCGAUUGGAUCGUGCAGAAUUCGCCACGAAUCCACCGAAUCCAAAUUUCAAACCGAUCCCGGAACUUAAGUCGGACAUGAAACCGAUCGAUAGCCUUUACGGAGGAUUGGAUGACACGGAAAUCAAUACUGUCAUCACGGAGAAGUAUUCUCUAAUUUCGGAACACUCGCAGACCGAGACAAAGGAAACCGCCGCUGCGGCAAUUGCCGCCGCCUCCACCUCCAUCAUUUGCGCCAGCACCACCAGCGUCACCACCACUAUCACCACAACCGCCGUCGCCACCGCCGCUACUGUCGUGCUAUCGACGGAGAAAUCACCGAAAAGGGAUGAGUUUUUGGCACCGAUACCCGAGUUGUCCAAAUGGGAAAGGGAUGAGACGAUCGAAAAACCCGACGACGAUGACGACGACGAUGCGAGUGGUUCGCCGACAGAAAAGAUUCAAAGAGAGGACGAACCGAAAUCGAGCAAGAUGGUAACUUCAGAGGUGCUGAAACGGGCAGAAAACGCCAUAUUCCAAAAAGCAAUUAACGCGAUUCGGCCGAUCGAGAUUAAGAAGAUCAGCGAGAGCAGAAAGAUACUUUAUCAAAAUCCUGAGCCCAAGGUAUUGGAGGCGGUGGAGCCUGUCGUCAAUCGAGAACCACGAAAGAGCGUUAACGUGACGAUCAAUGUUGGAAGAAACGAGAGGAAUGUCGAGAUCACCGAACCAGCGAAGAAAGCUAAGCUCGAUCGUACAAAGUUCAAACCUGUGCCAGAAACAGCCUAUUCGCCGACCAGGCUGUCUGCGAAGGAAAGACUCGGCGAAAAGAUCGAGGACGGCAAAGAGAGAAAGGUUAGUCCGAUAAAGGGAUUCCUGCAGGAGAGGCGUGACGCCAAGAAUGAGAAUCAAUCGAGAAGUCGAUCGCCCAGGAGAGAAAAGAGAAUCACCUCCUCUCCGCUUUUAGAGCGACGCAUCGAGUCCUCGUCAUUGGGUUUAACUACAUCGAGCGGUGAACGAAAAGUUUUCUUGGAAGAAAGAAAACGCGACAAGGAUAGAGGAGGCGAUCGAUCGAAGGAGAGGUCGGAGAGAGGAGAUUUCCGAGGCGACAGCAGGCACAGCAGCGAGUUAAAAUCCGAGAGAGAGUCCAGACUCGAUUGUAGAACGGAUUUUCGCACCAAUAGAAAUGAUGUGAAAGGAGAACGCGUGGACAAAGAUCGCGACAAGGAACGAGACCGCGAGCACAGAGGUAGAACACCUCCUCCCUCGGCUUGCGUAUUUAAGAGAACGGAAAUGUCCAAAGUCAGUUUAUUGAAAUCGAAAGAUGAUGAAGAAGAGAAAAGGCGCGAGAAAAAAUCACGGGAGGAAAAGAAGAGAAAGAAGGAGCAUCGCAGUAGGAGUAAAUCCAAGGAGCAUAAGAAGCGGAAAGAAAAGAAGCAUAAGAAAGAUAAGGAGAAAAAUCAGGAGAAGAAGCAAAAGCACAAGGAGAGCGUGAUCUCUAAGGACAAGUUGGAUGGUAACGAGAUGAAGAUCAGUUAUGAGAAUAUUGAGCCGCCGACUCUGACAGACUCGUUGAAAAAACAAAGGAAGAAUCCGAGACUUGUGUCUGAUCGCAAGCGUAGUAUACUCGACGAGGCGAGCUUUGAACCCGAUUAUUCAGCUUCAGACUCCGAAUCGGAUGGCGAGGAAGGUGGUAAACCAUCACCCAUGAAGAAAGUUAAACUGGAUGAAACAGAAUUGGACAAGGAGAUGGAGAUCAAAUCUAUAAAGAAACGAUCAAAGUCCAGUAGUAGUGAGGACACGUCCAGCAGUUCCGACACUACCACUUCUGAUUCGGAUAGCAGCGACGAGUCGCAUAAGAAAAAAAGAAGAAAGCACAAGAAACAUAAGAAGAAGAAAUCUGCCAAGAAGGAUAGCAGCUCGGACUCGGACACUUAUUCUGAUUCGUCGGACAGUAGCAGUGACGAGGAGAAACACAAGAAGAAAUCGAAAAAAUCAAAGAGCAGAAGCAAGCAGUCAAAGAAAAAGAAAAAAUCCAAGCAUAAAUGACAUCGCUAGAUGUCUUUGAUGCUCGAUCAAAGAAUCUUACCUUACCUUACCUUAGAAAAAAGGCCAGCACUUUUUUUUCAUAGAGUACUUUCAAAUAUAUCAGAAAUUAUUAUUUUGUACUUGUUGCUAUACAGCUCAGUGUGUAACAAGGUGGUCUUUUGAACGGAAGUCAUUUAGUAGUAGAAUAUUUAUUGUAAAACAUUCAGCAAGUGAAAUAAACUAAUAGUUCGAGUAAUAAAGGGGAAAAAAGGUGAGAAUACAUACGACAAACAAAAUGUGAAAAUAGGAACAGAAUGAAAUGACAUGGCCUUUGCAUAAUUAUCACGCGGUCCGACUUGACAUAUUAAAGUACUGUAUGUAAGUUUAUUAUUACAAUAAGCCAUGUACAUUGUAGCUGGUGUAAUUUUGUGGCAAUUUUGUCAAAAAGCGACAAGUCUUUAAAAAAAACUUAAUAAUUAUAUAACGAAUAUAAGAGAGCAAUUUUAUUUAAGAUCUCUGCUAUCUAUAUACAUUAUAAAUAUAUAUAAAUAUA
Molecule: messenger RNA, 7037 nt
Organism: Solenopsis invicta (red fire ant)
Lineage: Eukaryota; Metazoa; Arthropoda; Insecta; Hymenoptera; Formicidae
Gene: snama
Product: E3 ubiquitin-protein ligase RBBP6
Exons: 16
Coding region: 488-6505 (2005 amino acids)
Biological process (GO): ubiquitin-dependent protein catabolic process; protein ubiquitination; mRNA processing
Cellular component (GO): nucleus
Molecular function (GO): zinc ion binding; nucleic acid binding; ubiquitin protein ligase activity
Source: RefSeq, a predicted model, not a curated record